AUGCUGGAACUUCCUUUUACUCAUGUUGAAAUUAAACAAGCAGUAUUUGAGCUUAACGCUGAUAAGGCACCAGGUCCAGAUGGUUUUCCAAUAUUCUUUUUUCAAAAACACUGGAGCCUUAUUCAGGAUGAUUUAUUUAAAUUCUGUAGCGAUUUUUAUGAUGGCACUAUUAAUUUUGAAAGAGUCAACUGGGUUCACAUCGCGCUUAUUGCCAAAACAAAUACUCCAACUGAGGUCACUGAUUACAGACCCAUCAGUCUUAUCAACUCUACUUGCAAAAUCAUUUCCAAGAUUCUCGCCACUAGGUUGAAUCAUAAGAUUGAUCUCUUAGUGGAUAAUUCUCAAUCUGGAUUCAUUAAGGGUAGAUGCAUUGCAGAUAAUAUCAUAGCUGCCCAGGAAAUCCUCAUUAAUGGAUCUGCACGGGGUUAUAUCCGCUGCAAAAGAGGAUUGAGGCAGGGCGAUCCUUUGUCACCCCUUCUAUUUGCUUUAGCAGCUGAUACUCUAAGCGCAAUGUUUUACCAUGCUAUUAAUUCCAAGGCUGCUCUGGUAUUUCAAUCAAUUUCUCUAAAAGGUGCCUAUAUUCCACCAAUUUUGGCUUCCAACCGCUCUCCUCCUCUGCGAGAAUUCUCAAUUGCAACAGAGAUUGCCUCCCCAUUACUUAUCUGGGUAUCCCCUUUUCUGGUAGACGACCCAGAAGAACUGACUGUUUACUGGAUGUCAGUUUUCAAACUUCCAGCCUGGGUCAUUCAUGAAAUUGACAAAAUCAGGAGAGAUUUCUUAUGGAAAGGGCCUGAUCUUGGCUCGAAAGGAAUUAGAUUAAUUGCAUGGAAAAGGAUCUGUCGACCCCGUAGUAUGGGUGGCUGGGGUAUUCUUGAUUUACAUGAAUUCAACAAAGCCUUACUUGGAAAAUGGUGGUGGAAAUUCAUCACCACACCGAAUUCUUGCUGGUCCAACAUCAUCAGAGCCAACUAUUUCAAUUGUGAUUCUCCCAGUAUCUUGUAUUCACAACCACCAAGAAAUAAAUCAUUCUUCUGGGCAGGAAUCAACGCCAUUCUACCCACUUUCCGUGCCUGCUUAAUCAAGACAGUUGGUAAUGACUCGGAAUCUCAUCUGCAGGAAGCUUCAGAGGACAUUCAGAAGAUCAAGCGCUCCUUAAGCUUCCUGAGCUCCAGAUCCACCGACUUCUCCAGCGAGCUGGCGCCCAGCCCAAACCAGGAGUAA
Dioscorea cayenensis subsp. rotundata (Guinea yam) is the source of this 1221-nucleotide messenger RNA. RefSeq lists its product as uncharacterized. The transcript is spliced from 4 exons. Bases 1 to 1221 code for a protein of 406 amino acids. NCBI's taxonomy places the organism in Eukaryota, Viridiplantae, Streptophyta, Magnoliopsida, Dioscoreales, Dioscoreaceae. The record is from RefSeq and is a predicted model, not a curated record.